Molecule: messenger RNA, 780 nt
Organism: Brachypodium distachyon (stiff brome)
Lineage: Eukaryota; Viridiplantae; Streptophyta; Magnoliopsida; Poales; Poaceae
Product: CASP-like protein 4D1
Exons: 2
Coding region: 85-615 (176 amino acids)
Source: RefSeq, a predicted model, not a curated record
CCAUCAGCUAAGUCCACACACAAAACCUUUCUUUUUGACGGGAACACACAAAACCUUUCGACAAGAGCGCCGGCGAGCGGUGCGAUGUCAGCCAACAAGGCCUCCUCGUCGCACGGCGCCGUCCUCCUCCCCAUGGCAACCCUCCUCCUCCGGGGCCUCGUGGGCCUCCUCUGCACAGCUUCCCGCCGCUUCGUGUCAGUGGCGCUCGCAGGCCUCCCGGAAUUCGUGGAAACAUGCCGGCCGACCUUCAGUUCUCUGGAACAGCAUGAGCGCACGGGCGAGCACGUCUCGUGGGUGGCCGGCGUUGGAUGCGCGUACAGCCUGCUGGCCAUGGCGUUCGUGACGUUCAACGUCGUCCAGAGGAAGAAGAUGAUCGGAGGCAGCCUGCGGGGCACAGUCUUCCUCAUUUCUGCUGACGUCGCAUGUUCUGCGCUGGUCAUCGCGAGAGCAGCGGCAGCCCUGGGCUUCACGGUGGAAAACGAGAUGAGGGUCGAAGUGUUCGAUUUAACCAAUAUGGGAUUCUACGAGUUGGUCCAAAUCUCGUGCUUGUUACUCUUGAUGGCCACCGUUUGCAUGGUGGUCAUCAUCAUGCUCACGGUCUCGCUCGCCAAGUAAUUAGGUUGGGGCAAGAUUGUUUUGGACUCUUCUUUUUCUGUGUGAUGGAGAUUAAGCGACUUGCUUUCCUAACAAGGCAUUUGAUGUACUCCCUAGGGUGGGAAUGACAUGGAAAGUGUGCGCUAAAGUUGUAUUUCUAAGAUAUAUGAAGUUACAGUUUCUUUA